This is a messenger RNA of Rhea pennata, 2401 nucleotides long. RefSeq names its product transmembrane protein 106C (gene TMEM106C). The coding region runs from base 103 to 897 and encodes 264 amino acids. The record is from RefSeq and is a predicted model, not a curated record. The transcript is spliced from 8 exons. Lineage: Eukaryota; Metazoa; Chordata; Aves; Rheiformes; Rheidae.
CACGGGCUGGUGCCCGGCGUUGUCAUAGCGACGGCGGCUGCGCGCGCGGAGGGAGGCGGCGGCGGCGGCGGCGGGCUAUGCGGCUUUUCUACAGCAGCUGCGAUGGGUUCCCUGCUUUCCCUCUCUGCUAAUAACGCUACCUCGAGGCAGAGGAAGAACGCUGAUGAUGAUGAUGACUUACUUGAUAGCCGGGAUCGUGAGGAAGACAUUGCCAAGUUUCCAUAUGUUGAAUUCACAGGUCAGGACAGCAUCACCUGUCCCACUUGCCAAGGCACUGGCUGUAUUCCCACAGAACAAGUAAAUGAGUUGGUGGCUCUGAUACCCUACACUGACCAACGGCUACGUCCACAGAGAACGAAGCAGUAUGUCCUGCUGUCAGUGCUGCUCUGCCUUCUGAUAUCAGGGCUGGUGGUUUUCUUUCUGUUUCCGCACUCUGUCCUUGUGGAUGAUGAUGGCAUUAAAGUGGUUCAAGUCUGGUUUGACAAGAAGAACUCUGUUGUCGUUCUUGCCAUCACGGCCACCUUAAGGAUCAAAAACUCCAACUUCUACGCGGUUACAGUGACCAGCCUGACUAGCCAGGUCCAGUACAUGAACACUGUUGUUGGAACCCAGCAGAUCACCAAUGUCUCCCGCAUCCAGCCGCUGAGUGACAAGCUGGUGAAUUUCACUGUGAAGGCAGAGAUAGGUGGACCUUUCUCUUACGUGUAUUUCUUCUGCACAUUUCCCAAGGUCAAGGUACAUAACAUAGUGAUUUUUAUGAGAACAUCAGUGAAGCUUUCGUACAUUGGCCACGUGACCCAGAGCGCCUUGGAAAAGUACCAUUACGUGGACUGCAGCACCAACUCCACGGCUUUCCCGGAGCCUCUCUCCCUGCCGACCCCGUCAGCACGAGGGUAACCAAAGAGAAGAGCACGCCCCGAGGACAGGGCUGAUAAUUUUUGGGGGAGGUGGAUGUGCAGACAAAUUUCCCAUGUGAAAUAGAUAGCUGUGGAAAGGACUGUGAACUUUCAGAUGGAAACAGGAGGAUCGCUGGUAACUUUGGGAAAUCCUGGCAGAGAUACCUGAAAGCUCUGGGUCCAUUUCACACCGCUUGUUGUGCGGCUUGGCUGAAUUGCUGGCCUCUCCCCAAAAUCUGUUUGAGGCGUUGUUCACGUGCAAGCAAACAAGCCCCUUCGCAAAGUAAGGGACCUGCUGAGCCUGCCUUCGUCUUCAGUUCCAAAGAACAAGCAUUUGGUAGGGGACCAGGACUAUGAAGCACCAUGCCUUGCAGUCCAAGGGUAAAACAUUGAGUUGAAUUUUGCAGCUGUUCUGAAGCUUAGCACUGUUCUUUCAGGGCAAACUAAUUAGUUCUGUGCAAUUAAUAGAUGCAUCCUUUGUUCAGUGGCAACACAUCAGCAGCAGGUUUCAAAGCAGGACUUGAUAAAAAAGGGAUAGUCUCUUGCAAGGAAUGUGGAGAUAAGGCGUUCAGGCUUUAUCUGUGCACGUAUAACUUGCACUAGAUCGAUGGUUUCAGUUCCUUUUCCUUCUACACGUGCUGCUUCUGCUGCGCAGAUUUUGGUUGCUGGCAGCAGUCUGAGGCUGCAGACAUUGAAUCGAUACCAAAGCUACAGUCUCAACAAAGACAACCUCAGGAAGUGCAGUGCUGCUGGGGACGUGCUAAGGGGCUGCACGGCUUGGACCCUCCUCCCUCACGCAUAGCUCUGAAGCCGCUGCUUGGGGCGUACGCAGCGUUCGACAGCUGUCAGUUCCUCUCCCUCACUUUGUGCCUGCUGCUUUCCCAAAGAUUUGGGACGGAUCUGAGAAGGGACAGUAUUAUAGAAUGCUAUUCUUUAUACUGCCACGGGUUUUCCCCACAGGAAAGGAUGUAUAAAGACUAAAUAUGCAAGUGCUGCUGUCUUGGUUUCCUUUUAGGGCCCUUCAGGCAAAUGAGUGUAGAUUUAAACUGAUCUGGGGCAAGUUAGCAUGAGUUUCUUGUUUCAAAGGCUUACCUUACAGGAGCCCUUUGUUCCAGAAUGAUGAUAUUGAGUACAUAAACCUAAUGUGAAAGUUAACCACAGCACCCACUUUAGUUCUUGCUACAGACUUCUUGCACCAUUUGCAGCUUAGAGGAUUGCACAUCCUGCUUUUGCCCUUUAUAGUUUUCCUGGAAUUUAAUCACUGCAGCCUCCUGGGAGUGCACCUACAUCUUUCCCUGACUAUCCCUUGUGAGCUAGGUUGCGCUAGCGCGUGUGGGUAUGUGUGGAAACAAAACACAAAGGCUGCAAAGGAAACCAUUAAGAUCAUGGGUGUUUUUUCAAUGAAGGAUGCUUUGUUUUGGGUGAGUGUGGGGGAAAAAAAUGUGUUGUUUUUUUAAGAAGUGGCAGUUACGCCUAGCAGAAUUUCUAGAACUGAAUUUACUUAU